UCGCUCUCGCACACGCGUUUUUUUUUCGAUAGCAGCUCAUUAAAGUGACGCGCUUAUGCAGCGACCGAGUCGUUUGUCAUGCACCCGACAAGUCGUCUAUUUGAAUCGCUAACACCACUUUGCACCAAACUUGUCCCAAGCGGCCGCGCUCGUCCAUCACCAAUCACGCACGACUGACUCGAGUCAACAAAACGCCUGGUGGUUCGCCAACCCGCACAGCAGCACCACCCGACGGCGCCGGGGUCAACCCUUUGGGGCGACGCAGCCGCAGCAGAGAGCACAGGGGUGCAAAAAGCAUUGUGGCCCCGAGAGUGCGCACUCGCCACACUUCUUCAGCUUGGCCGAGGUCCAGAAGCCGAACCAGCAGUCAUGCUCGGCUUUUCGCGGAUCACCAUUGGAGUGCUCUCCGGCAAGGGGGUCGGUGGGGCCCGCAUUCUAGGGGUGCUGCACGGCUCGUACCCCAUCGGAGACCGACGGGAGUACCAUGAGGUCACGGGGGACGUCAUCUGCCCGUCCCACGUUCGGGGAAUCGACCACAUUCGAGACCCCAGACUCAACAAGGGAAUGGCCUUUACCCUGGAGGAGAGGCAGACCAUGGGCAUUCACGGCCUCUUCCCCCCCAGGUUUAAGACACAAGAAGAACAGCUGGAACUGUGCAAACUCAGCUUUGAAAGGUACACCGAGGACCUGAACAAAUAUCUUUAUCUCGUUGGACUACAAGACCGCAACGAGCGCCUCUUCUUCCGCCUGUUGUCUGAAAACAUUGAGCAACUGAUGCCGAUUGUCUACACGCCGACGGUGGGUCUGGCCUGCCAGGAAUUUGGCCUCAUCUACCGACGGCCGCGCGGCCUCUUCAUCACAAUCCACGACCGAAAUCACGUCUACGAGGUCGUCAAAAACUGGCCAGAGUCAGACGUGCGAGCCAUCGUGGUCACCGACGGUGAGCGCAUUCUUGGUCUCGGCGACCUGGGCGCCUACGGAAUGGGCAUUCCUGUGGGAAAACUCGCCCUUUACACCGCCCUGGCUGGAAUCAAGCCGCACCAAUGUCUGCCUGUCACAAUUGACGUUGGAACCAACAACCAGGCACUUUUGAAAGAUCCCCUCUAUGUCGGUUUGCGACAAGAAAGGGUGGUCGGACCAGAAUAUGACGACUUCAUUGAUGAAUUCAUGGAGGCUGUUGUUAAACGAUACGGACAAAAUACUUUAAUUCAGUUUGAAGACUUUGGCAAUCACAAUGCCUUCCGAUUCCUAGACAAAUAUCGCAACAAGUAUUGCACUUUCAAUGAUGACAUUCAAGGUACUGCCUCUGUGGCCGUAGCUGGACUGCUAACCUCAAGAAGAGUCACCGGAAGGAAGUUGUCAGAAAACACCUUCCUCUUCCUAGGUGCUGGAGAGGCCGCCAUCGGUAUUGCGGACCUUUGCGUUCGAGCCAUGAUGGCCGAGGGCACUCCUCUUGACGAGGCUAGGAGCAAAAUCUGGAUGCAGGACAUUCACGGAUUGUUAGUCAACAACCGGCCAGAGGGACACCUUGAAGGUCACAAGGCAUACUAUGCCAAGGAUCACCCUGUGAUGCGCAACCUUAAGGAUGUGGUGCUGGAAAUCAAACCUUCGAUUAUGAUUGGAGCCUCGGCAGCUGGCGGCGCAUUUACCCCUGAGAUUCUGCAAGCUAUGGGCUCAUUCAACGAAAGGCCAAUCAUUUUUGCUUUGAGCAACCCGACCAGCAAAGCCGAGUGCACCGCUCAACAGGCUUUCGAUAACACAAAUGGAAAGUGCAUUUUUGCCAGCGGCUCACCUUUCCCUCCAGUCAAAUAUGAGGGCAAAGUAUUCAACCCUGGCCAGGGCAAUAAUGCAUACAUUUUCCCUGGUGUGGCCCUGGGUGUCAUUUGCACUGGAAUGCACCACAUCAGCGAAGACGCAUUUCUAAUAGCUGCUCAAACCCUGUCAGAACAAGUGACGGAAGCCGACCUUGCACAGGGCAACCUCUACCCACCCUUAGGGUUGAUCAAAGAGUGUUCAUUGAAAAUCGCUGAAAAAAUUGCAGACUACGCCUAUCAAAAUGGGCUGGCUUCCACGUACCCUGAGCCGAAGGACAAGAUUGCUUUUGUGAAAAAUACGAUGUACGACUUCAACUACGAUAAUUAUGCAUUGCCAAGGACCUACCCUUGGCCAGUUGUUAAUUGAGCAUUUCCCUGAUAAAUUGCUGGCAAGCACCAUUAUUUGUUGAAGAAGAAAUGAGUAUUUUUACGAGGAAUCAAAUCAUUGUUGGUCACUGCCUUUUAGUGGCAUUGCUUUCCCUGCACUUCAUAGCAAAAGAAGCACAUUCUUGUCAUUGCAGUAGUUUCCUCUAUGCAAUAAUAACCUCUUAAUCUUAUUGUUCUCUAUUCUGAAAUCAUUUAACUGUGCUGUGCACUGUUAAUUAUCAAAUUAUUUAUUAACAUGACUAUUAUGAAGAGCAAUAUAUUAUUUGCUGUUGAAUUACGUGCUUUUACGCUGAUAAAAAAAAAGAAACUGCAGGUUCAGGCCAAGUAUUGUGUUGUCUCGUAUAUUUUUGUAACAUUAUAUCAUUUGAAAAAGCUCAUCUAUUGAAUAAAAUGCAAAAACUAGAAAAAUA
This is a messenger RNA of Neocloeon triangulifer, 2611 nucleotides long. RefSeq names its product NADP-dependent malic enzyme-like. Gene Ontology annotation, biological process: malate metabolic process; pyruvate metabolic process. The coding region runs from base 370 to 2181 and encodes 603 amino acids. The transcript is spliced from 12 exons. The record is from RefSeq and is a predicted model, not a curated record. Lineage: Eukaryota; Metazoa; Arthropoda; Insecta; Ephemeroptera; Baetidae. Gene Ontology annotation, cellular component: mitochondrion. Gene Ontology annotation, molecular function: NAD binding; malate dehydrogenase (decarboxylating) (NAD+) activity; malate dehydrogenase (decarboxylating) (NADP+) activity.